Molecule: messenger RNA, 330 nt
Organism: Grammomys surdaster
Lineage: Eukaryota; Metazoa; Chordata; Mammalia; Rodentia; Muridae
Product: signal recognition particle 14 kDa protein-like
Exons: 2
Coding region: 1-330 (109 amino acids)
Biological process (GO): SRP-dependent cotranslational protein targeting to membrane
Cellular component (GO): signal recognition particle, endoplasmic reticulum targeting
Molecular function (GO): 7S RNA binding; endoplasmic reticulum signal sequence receptor activity
Source: RefSeq, a predicted model, not a curated record
AUGGUGUUGCUAGAGAGCAAACAGUUCCUGAAAGAGCUGACCAGGCUCUUCCAGAAGUGCCAGUUGUUGGCCAACAUGUUCAUCACCCUGAAGAAGUAUGAUGGUUGCACUAAACCGAUUCCAAGGAAGAGUUCUGUGGAGGACCUCAGGCCCACAGAAAACAAGUGUCUGAUAAGAGCCACAGAUGGGAAAAGGAAGAGCAUCACCGUGGUGAGUUCCAAAGAAGUGAAUAUAUUACAGGCCUAUUCAAAUCUACUGAGAGCCAACAGGGAUGAGCUGAAGAAGAGAGGCAAGAAGAACAAGGGUAAGAAGACCAAACCAGCACAGUGA